Messenger RNA from Paramuricea clavata, 1748 nucleotides. The record is from the annotation of a GenBank genome assembly. Lineage: Eukaryota; Metazoa; Cnidaria; Anthozoa; Malacalcyonacea; Plexauridae.
AUGUCUAUUAAUAAUAAAGUAACAUGUUGCAUUGAAGAAUCCGAUGAUGACGAGAAUACUGAUAGUGAUACAACUAAAGGGAGAAGGAACCAAGCACAUGCAGUAAUAAAUAAGAUUAUAAAGUUUUCCAAGAAAUCUACGUCUGAAAAUGUCCUCGAGUCACUGCAAACUUGCCAUUGGCAAGACAACCUCCAAGUCUUACAGGAAAAAAUGAUUUUGUUAAAUAAUCCAAGGAGAAAAGAAAUAAUUCGUGGACUUCAAGCUGUUUUGCAAGAGAUGCUCAUAGAAGAACCCUUUGAUGGACCAAAUCCGCGAAUAGUUGGCUUCAUCCCAUUUGAUGAGGGUUUUGAAAUGUACAUGGGAUUUCAGUCAGUUCAAAAUUUAUCAGAACAAGCACGCUACGAUUUUCAGUGCGCGGUUCUUCACCCUAAGACAGGUUUAUGCGCAAACAUUGUGAAAUUUCCCAGCUCUGGAAAAAAAGUAAUCGUUUUACGCUCAGACAAAAGUCUUGAUUUUUCAAGAUUCUUUGACUUCCUUGCUCUAAACAUGACAACUAGCAGCAAAGAAGAAUUUUCAAAAGCGGAGGUUGACUUGAUACAAGAAAGUAUGUCAACAGAAUGGGACAGAAAUAUGAUAAAAUACAUACUCAGCCGAACUAGAACAGGGAGUGCUAUGGAGUCUUUAGGUGUUCGAAGGGAAUCCACACAGAAAUUGAAAACUCAUGUUCCGAUGGUUUUGGAUGCUGUAAGAAAUUCAAAAGUUGUUGGUGAAGAUAUUGUGCGCAGUAAAAUUAACGAAAAAUGGAAUACAUCAGGUCUCAGAUCGAGAAAAAUGAAGAACUUAUCAGGAAAAGAUGUGAAACCUGGUCAAAAGUAAGACUGGAUGAAUUGCAAGAUAAGAUUGAAGCUGACCAAGAUCGCUUGACGGAAUUAGAGAAUAUUCAGACUGGAAGCAGCAAGACACAUAAACAACGCUUGCAGCAGAUGAGUAAACGUCAAGCACGACAGCUUCUUGCCGUGAAUCGAGUUGGUAAAAGAAAACUUGGGGAUCAAGGAAGGAAGUCCUUGAUUGAUAGCGACACAGAAGAGAAAAUUGCAAAAGCAAUUGAAGACAAAGCGACGUAUCAUGGACGGCGUCAUAACACAACAAUGUAUACAAACCGUCGCGUAAAAGUUGCUGAUUUACCUGGCAUUGCAAACCACUUUUUGGCUUUAGCGGGAAAGCCUUUAAUCACUUCAAAAACUACUGUUUGGAAUCGGUCUGAACCUCGGCGAAAAAACUCUAUUCAAGCAAAGCUCCAUCUGGGAAAAGGAUUAUUCUGUACGAAAAAGCCGCCUAAAACCGAACAUUGCGAAAAUGAGUCCACCCAUCACCAGAGGGCUCACGUUAAUAAUGUUAAAAUGUUAUUCUUCUCUCGCAGAAAUGAAAGCAACCGAAAGUACUGCUUUUGUCGGUCAGUAGACGACAAAGCAUACAUAAGACCUGGAACAGGCGAAGGAAUGAACCACGCUAGAAACCAGAGAAUUUUACAACCUACUGCAGAGGAGAGGUCUCGAAAACUUCCUAUUCAUGAUUGGCCAGAGAGGAAAAUGUACAUAACUCCGUCAGCCCAUCGCAUCUUUUCUAAAAUAGGAGAAACAAUUGACGGUACUGAGAAACUAAUCACUGACGAUGACUACCACUUUGUGUUUGUCCGUCCGAAAUUUUUUAUUGGCUCUAGUGCACCGUGUGGGCAAGUGAAACAAUGA